Didymodactylos carnosus is the source of this 1512-nucleotide messenger RNA. Lineage: Eukaryota; Metazoa; Rotifera; Eurotatoria; Philodinida; Philodinidae. The record is from the annotation of a GenBank genome assembly.
AUGGAUCAGCCGUUACUUGGUAGUGGUGGUGCAGCAAGAUUAAUUGAUGUUCAAAAAAUAGAAACGCUUCCAAAUGCUAAUGAAAAACCUCAAAUCGAAGGUGGUGGUUGGAAAGAUCGUGGAUUUGCGAUCGCAUUUUGGAUUCAUGUUUUGUGUGUCGUCAUUAUUGGUCUGGUGUUAGGAAUACCAGCCAUACGUUAUGAUACCAACGAAACGUUUGAUGAUUCAACAAGAAAACCCCUUGAUUUUGAUGCAAGUUUAUUUUUGAGAAUAUUUAUGCUGGCUAGUGGAGUAGGCGGUUUUGCAUCAGUAUUCUUCUUUUUUGUAUUACAACGAUGUGCAGGACAAUUAAUCAAAUGUAGUUUAUACACCGGUUUAUUCAUGCAAAUUGUAUUCGCAGCAGUUAUGUUCAAAUUUGCAUGGGGUUUCGGAAUUUUUAUGCUCCUGUUCAUAUUUCUGACAAUAUGGUACAUUUACUAUGUUCGAAAUCGAAUACCGUUUGCUGAAGCACAUAUUAAAACAGGCUGUGCUGCUCUUGCUCGUCAUCCAUCAGUGUAUUUUGUUGCAUUGGGGAUGCUUAUUGUUCAAUGUUUAUGGGUAUUCUUUUGGUCAAUGCUUGCACUUGGUUUUGAACAUGCUAUUAAUGAUUAUCCACGAAACAGCACAUUAUAUGACAAUGUAUCGAAAGAGGGAUCAAAAAGUGGUGGUGGUAUAUUCGUAUUUGUUCUACUUGUAUCAUUAUAUUGGGGUUCAAUCACUUUUAAAACGGUUGUACAUUUUGUAUCUGCGUGUGUUGUUGGAGAUUGGUGGUUUACCAACUCAGACCACAUUGUUCGAUCAUCUGUUAAUCGUGCAUUCACAACUAAUUUCGGUUCACUAGCUUUUGGUUCGUUAAUCGUAGCUGUUAUCAAAAGCCUACGUACAAUAGCACAAAAUGCUCAAAAUAACGCACAACGUCAAGGGAAUAUUGUUGUGACAUUGAUAACAUGUUGUGCCGCGUGUAUACUUCAGAUAUUAGAACGUGUUAUUGGUUUUUUGAAUGAGUGGGCAUUUAUUUUUUGUGCAUUAACUGGUGCUUCGUUUAUUCAAGCGUCGAAAGAUGUUGUUGAAUUGUUUAAACGUCGUGGAUGGACGUUGAUUAUAAACGACGAUCUAACUGGCAAUGCAUUGGCAAUCACAAGUUUAGCUGUCGGAUUUAUUUCUGCCGCUAUUGGAGGUAUAACAGUUUAUACUGUAAUGCCUCAUAAUCCGAGUCGUAUCGAAAUUGCUGGUAUAGGAGCAUUUUUCUGUUUUCUUAUUGGCUUGGCUAUGAGCACCAUAAUGACUUCGAUACUAACAUCAUGUGUAAGAACAGUUUUUGUUUGUUUUGCUUUGAAUCCAAGCGCUCUUGCAAGCACUCAUCCCGAACAUCUCUCUGAAUUAGUGACUGCCUGGUAUAGGUUUCAUCCACAAGAAUUUGCGCAGAGCGGCUACGCUUACCAUCUUCCAAAACCACCAUCAACAGAAGUUUAA